AUGCAUACCAUUCUUCUCACCAUCACCGCUCUCGCCUCCUUUACCCUGGCCGAGUAUCGCCCAGAAGAGCGCGUCGUUCUGGCAGACUGCGGUAUCCACCCACCCAACGGUGAUUCCACCUCGCGCCAAAUCAUGUAUUACCACGAUGCACCAUGGGCAUUCCAGGGGACACGAGGGAAAUGGGUCACACCGGACAUGAUGACCGAUGUUCCCUGGGACGGGUCGUAUCCCUGGCGAACAAAAGGAUUGAUUCGCAAGAUGCCAAAUGGCGACGAGUUCUCGAUCGUGAUCGAUCCCUCAAUUCCCGAUUCGAACGAUAAAUUCGCUGGGCUCGCAGGCCAUACCUUUGAACCUCACGGGUUUGGAUGUCGUGGCCACCACGAGCGCGGGAUCUACAUUCUCGACGAUGGGACUGAAUGCGCGUCUGCGUACAUUUGUGACCAUAAGACCGAGACUCGACCGGGUCCUGCUCCGGCUCCUCCUGCUGGAAAGACGACAUCGUCACUGACUCUCUCAUCUGAUGCAAUCUACGUUGACAAUUCCAACUUGUACAAGGAUAAGCUGAGACUUAUGAAUCCGAGCGACGCUUUUCAUAGUGUUUAUGAUGCUAUUGAGGGGAAUGGAUGCAGGAAAACAGAUUUUGCUAUUUCUGAUUCUUGCACAAUAUCUUACAAUUGUAUGUUUGCCGGGGAGAAGAAUGACGCCAAGUCUCGCAGCGACGCUAUCGCCAAGUUCUUGCAUGGUACUGCUGGCCCUCAGAUUUCAAAGUCUUGGUAUGAGAAGACCACGUACUCGCAGCAGUGGGGAGUUCCGACGUACUGGAUUGGGUAUAAGUAUCCGAGGAGUGGACAGAUUGUUAUCACUCAUGAUAAUUCCAUCCAGUCCCAACUUUCUUUUGAGGUCAAGUGUAAAAGUAGUUGGUUUUGUGAUGUUGGCUGUACUGGGGUUACUACUGGGAUGCUUGCUUUGGGUUAUGCCCAGGGCAUGGCGCCUGUUGGUGUGUUUGGCACUUUGACUGCUGGUGCUUGUGGCCUAUUUUGUUGA
Penicillium expansum is the source of this 1044-nucleotide messenger RNA. RefSeq lists its product as uncharacterized. The record is from RefSeq and is a predicted model, not a curated record. Lineage: Eukaryota; Fungi; Ascomycota; Eurotiomycetes; Eurotiales; Aspergillaceae. The coding region runs from base 1 to 1044 and encodes 347 amino acids. The transcript has a single exon.